AUGGCUACCCCUAGUGUCCUCGCUUUUGAUGCUGAGGGUCGGGCCAUUGACUUUGAUGUCUGGGUAGAUGACCUGCAGCUUUUUCUACAGUGCGAUAGGGCAGACGGUCUCUCCCUCUUUGACCUCACCUCUGGUGCCUCUCCUGCCCCUGCUGCUGAUGCUAAUGCCACUGUUUGCUCACAGUGGGCCACACCCGAUGCUGCAGCACGUCUUGCUGUGCGUCGCCACCUGCCUACCUCUGAGCGUGCGCACUUUAGCCAGUACAAGAGUGCUCAGACCUUGUACGACGCUGUAGUUGCACGCUACUCCUCCCCUGCCACUGCUGCACUGAGCCGCCUCAUGCUACCGUACCUCUUCCCUGACCUUGCUGCCUUUCCCACAGUCGCUGACCUCAUUACGCACCUCCGCACUAGUGACACUCGCUACCGCGCUGCGCUUCCUGCUGAAAUCUGCGCCAAGACCCCCCCCCCCAUGUACAUCACUCUCUACUACAUAGUCACCCACCUCCCUGACUCCCUUCGCGUAGUCAGGGACCAUUUCCUCUUAGUUUGCCCCACCACCCUCACCGUUGACCUCCUCGAGAAGGCCCUCCUAGCAGCGGAGAAGAGCAUAGUCGCUGUAGGAGCCUGUCGUGGUGACCCUCGCACCCCCAUCUUUGAGGGGUGUUCCCCCUCCCCCCUUUUGCCCUCUGUUGCCUUUGCUGCUGCUGCCGACCUCGUUGGGCUUGAGUCGGUCGGUGCGGCGUCUACCCCUAGCGGAAGACGCCGCCCUGGCAAGGGCAAGGGGGGCAGGGGCGCUGGAGGAGCUAGCUGGGGCGGUGGAGGCGGCAGUGGAGGCGGCGGAGGGAGUGGGGGUGGCGGUGGGGGUGGUGGCGGGGGUGGAGGUGUCGGUGGCGUCAGUGGAGGCGGAGGAGGCGGCGGUGGCGAUGGGAGCGGAGGUGGUGGCGGAGGUGGCGGCGGUGGAGGAGGCGGUGGCGGAGGAGGUGGAGCUGGUCGGGGUGGCGCUGCGCAGAGGGUCGGCUCCGGUGGAGGUCAGCGCCAGCAGCAGCAGCAGCGCACUCGUGACAUCCCCUCCCCUCAGCAGCUCCGUGAGUGGUACACUGCACGCCAGCGGGGUGGGGGUAGUGGUCCGUGCACCUACGUCCUACGCACCGGCGACCGCGCGGGUGAGCAGUGCGAGGGUGCGCACUCCACCCAGCGCUACUUUGGCCGCCUGACGGACGCUUGGCGUCACCAGUUCCCGGAGGCCACGGAGAUCCUCCGCUGGGGUGAGCUGUCUAGGGCGGGAGUAGCUGUCUUUGACCUUGACUUUGAUGCUAUUCUUGCUGCCAUGUAUGCUGUGACUAUUAGUGAUGAGGGUGACUGUUACCAGUGCUUUCCGCCCGACCCGGGCAUUGAGACUGCCGCUCUAGGGAGAUGA
Closterium sp. NIES-65 is the source of this 1419-nucleotide messenger RNA. The record is from the annotation of a GenBank genome assembly. Lineage: Eukaryota; Viridiplantae; Streptophyta; Zygnematophyceae; Desmidiales; Closteriaceae.